AUGUCCCUUAAUUUAGUGGUCUCUUCUGCUGAGGGCUCCUGGAUCCUCUCUGUGAUUUAUAAUUCGCAGGUCAUUUCCUACCAUCGGCUCUUAUGGCGAACUCUUGCUGGAGUCAAUAACAUUCAUCUUCCCUGGCUCCUUGCCGGGGACUUUAAUGCCGUCCUAUCCGUCCAUGACUUCAAAGGGGGUACUUCUAACUCUUAUGAUUAUAAAUCUCGUCUUUUCUCUAACUUUGUUAACAGUGCUAAUCUUCUUGAUCUUGGCUUUGUGGGUUCGCGUUUCACCUGGUGUAACAACCAAGUGGGGUUGUCUUGCCGAUGGGCGCGUCUUGAUCGUUUUUUAGCUAAUCAUGAUUGGAUUGCUUCCUUCUCUUCUCUUGAGAAUCUUCACCUACCCCGUUCCUGCUCUGACCAUUGCCCUCUUCUUCUCACGGCGUGCACCCACACUCCUUCUAAGAGCUCCAUUUUUCAGUUUGAUAAUAUCUGGUUUGAAUAUUCUUCUUGCCAUAAUAUUAUAUCUAAUGCUUUUCAGGUGAUCUCGUCUUCCUCUCAUAUGCACUCCCUGCACCACUGCCUUCACCGGGCUAAGAAUGAUCUCAUUAAAUGGCAUAUUUCUGGUACUCGAUCCAUCGAUGCUGAGCUUUCACAUGUUGAAAUGGAGAUUAAGAAUGUUGAAGAUAGCGAGUGCUUUUGUCCACGACCCGUGGCAUCGCACUUUGGCUCGAUUGUCUGCGUAAUCAUCAUAAUGCCCUCCUUCGUCAAAACUCCAUUUAUUGGGCUCAGAGGGCUAGAAUGA
This is a messenger RNA of Dioscorea cayenensis subsp. rotundata (Guinea yam), 795 nucleotides long. RefSeq lists its product as uncharacterized. Bases 1 to 795 code for a protein of 264 amino acids. The record is from RefSeq and is a predicted model, not a curated record. NCBI's taxonomy places the organism in Eukaryota, Viridiplantae, Streptophyta, Magnoliopsida, Dioscoreales, Dioscoreaceae. Gene Ontology annotation, molecular function: catalytic activity. The transcript has a single exon.